Molecule: messenger RNA, 969 nt
Organism: Penicillium soppii
Lineage: Eukaryota; Fungi; Ascomycota; Eurotiomycetes; Eurotiales; Aspergillaceae
Exons: 3
Coding region: 1-969 (322 amino acids)
Biological process (GO): protein phosphorylation
Molecular function (GO): ATP binding; protein kinase activity
Source: RefSeq, a predicted model, not a curated record
AUGGAGCCAAGCACCAAGCGGCAAACUAUUUUACCAAAUCAAUUGUGGUCAAAGAGAGGAAUUGUUAAUGCGAAGGAAUCCGAGUUCAAUGGAAGAGAUGACGAUGUGAAGCAGGAUACUGGGGGAGAAGCAAGCCCGCCGAAGAAGCCCGUCGAGAGAAACCAUCUACACCGAAUAGGUGUUCCCAUCAAACCAAGCGAAAAGAGUGCAUCUCAUGCCCUUUCCAAGCAAAGCCCACUCGACAAGUUUCACAAAUCAUACAACAUUGACCAGGCUGGAACAGGAAUAAUAGCCUUGAAAGACACUAAGAACCUCCCCAUAUGUCUGAUAAAGUGCCGUGACGCUGGAAAGAUGCGAUCUAUUCGAGGACUGCAAUUUGCCAGUCACAGAAACAUUCUAUCCUUGAUUGAUCACUUCCAAUCUGGGGAUAAACUUCAUUUGGUCUACGAGUAUGAGCAUUUGGCGAUCAGUCUUGGUUGUGUUGCGGGAAAUGUUCAAUUCAGCGACGCAGACAUAGCGACAGUUUGCAAAGAGAUCUUGGAAGGACUUAAAUUUAUUCACUCGGCCUUGAAGACUUCAUAUGGCUUGCUAGAUUUCAGCAAUGUCCUUCUUACUUGGCAAGGCGAAGUCAAGCUUGAAGCAAACAUCGGAGAAUGCUUGUUGAAAAAAGAUUCCGCCGACACGAUGCAGAAAGAUAUUCAAGACGUUGGGUCAAUUGUAGUGUUCCUAAGCGACCGGACCGCCGCAGUCCUCGAGUCAAGCGAUGAUCUAAAUACGUCACCUCUUUCACGGCUAGCCUAUUUAUUUGUGCAAAAAAGUAAGAAAGAUACAACCGCGGAAAGCAUGGCAAAAGACGAAUUUCUGCAUCUUGCCAACCCUGGGGGGGCGUGGAGUUUGAAGCGGCACUAUUUCAAAACCUUACCUCUAGGCAUCCGCAUCGGAAGUCAAGCUAAUGACGACGAUAAUUAA